UCAAGUAUUAUUAACUUUCUACUUUCAGGAGUGCUGUUAGAAAUGCUUGUCAGAUGAUUAUGGUCCUUGGUAUUGAGUCUCGGUCAGUAUAUGAAGAAGACUUUGAAAUACCAUUCCUUGAUCAGUCAGCUGAAUUUUAUAAACUGGAGAGUCAAAAGUUUUUGGCUGAAAAUAGUGCAUCUGUAUAUAUUAAAAAAGUAGAGGCUCGAAUUAAUGAGGAAGCAGAAAGAGCAACUCAUUAUUUAGAUAAAUCAACAGAAGAACCUAUUGUAAAAGUACUUGAAGAAGAACUUAUAAGAAAACACAUGAAGACAAUUGUAGAGAUGGAAAAUUCUGGUGUUGUGCACAUGUUAAAAAAUAAUAAAACUGAUGAUUUGGCCUGUAUGUAUAAACUAUUUAUAAGAGUUCCAGAGGGUUUGAAAACAAUGUGUGAUUGUAGCAGUGCCUAUUUGAGAGAACAAGGCAAAGCACUUGUUUCAGAAGAAGGGGAAGAUGGGAAAAACGCAAUAUCCUAUAUUCAAAGCCUCUUGGACCUUAAGGAUAGAUUUGAUCACUUUCUGCACGAGUCUUUCAAUGACGACAAACAGUUUAAACAAGUUAUAUCUGGAGAUUUUGAAUAUUUCAUUAAUUUGAAUACAAGAUCUCCUGAAUAUCUCUCUCUGUUUAUUGAUGAUAAAUUGAAAAAAGGUGUUAAAGGGAUGUCUGAACAAGAAAUAGAAAAUGUACUUGAUAAAAGCAUGGUCCUCUUCCGGUUCUUACAAGAGAAAGAUGUAUUUGAAAGAUAUUAUAAACAACAUUUAGCAAAGCGAUUGCUGCUAAAUAAAAGUGUCUCUGAUGAUUCAGAAAAAAAUAUGAUCUCCAAACUGAAGACGGAAUGUGGUUGCCAGUUCACUUCUAAAUUAGAAGGAAUGUUUAAAGAUAUGACAGUCUCUAACAGUACAAUGGAAGAAUUUAAAAGUUUUUUGCAACAGUCAGGUGUAAGUAAAAUAUUGACUGUUUGGAUGUUUUCUUGUUUAAGCAUUUGGGAGGUAGUUUCUAUCACUAGUUUUAGUAAUUACUCCAUUUCAUUUAUUUUUCUGUGCAUUAAUUGGUAAAAUGAGAGUCUACCC
This is a messenger RNA of Octopus sinensis (East Asian common octopus), 1109 nucleotides long. Its product is annotated as cullin-3-like. Gene Ontology annotation, biological process: ubiquitin-dependent protein catabolic process; protein ubiquitination. Gene Ontology annotation, molecular function: ubiquitin protein ligase binding. The transcript is spliced from 8 exons. The record is from RefSeq and is a predicted model, not a curated record. NCBI's taxonomy places the organism in Eukaryota, Metazoa, Mollusca, Cephalopoda, Octopoda, Octopodidae. The coding region runs from base 54 to 1094 and encodes 346 amino acids. Gene Ontology annotation, cellular component: Cul3-RING ubiquitin ligase complex.